UCUCCUACACCCUCUCCAUCCUCACUGUCUCCUACACCCUCUCCAUCCUCACUGUCUCCUACACCCUCUCCAUCCUCACUGUCUCCUACACCCUGUCCAUCCUCACGGUCUCCUACACCCUCUCCAUCCUCACUGUCUCCUAAACCCUCUCCACCCUCACUGUCUCCUACACCCUCUCCAUCCUCACUGUCUCCUACACCCUGUCCAUCCUCACGGUCUCCGACAUCCUCUCCAUCCUCACUGUCUCCUACACACUGUCCAUCCUCACGGUCUCCGACAUCCUCUCCAUCCUCACUGUCUCCUACACCCUGUCCAUCCUCACGGUCUCCGACAUCCUCUCCAUCCUCACUGUCUCCUACACCCUGUCCAUCCUCACAGUCUCCGACAUCCUCUCCAUCCUCACUGUCUCCUACACCCUGUCCAUCCUCACGGUCUCCUACACCCUCUCCAUCCUCACUGUCUCCUACACCCUCUCCAUCCUCACUGUCUCCUACACCCUCUCCAUCCUCACUGUCUCCUACACCCUGUCCAUCCUCACGGUCUCCGACAUCCUCUCCAUCCUCACUGUCUCCUACACCCUGUCCAUCCUUACGGUCUCCUACACCCUCUCCAUCCUCACUGUCUCCUACACCCUCUCCAUCCUCACUGUCUCCUACACCCUCUCCAUCCUCACUGUCUCCUACACCCUGUCCAUCCUCACGGUCUCCUACACCCUCUCCUACCUCACUGUAUUCUAAACCCUCUCCAUCCUCACUGUCUCCUACACCCUCUCCAGUCUCACUGUCUCCUACACCAUCUCCAUCCUCACGGUCUCCUACACCCUCUCCAGCCUCACUGUCUCCUACACCCUCUCCAGUCUCACUGUCUCCUACACCCUCUCCAUCCUCACUGUCUCCUACACCAUCUCCAUCCUCACUGUCUCCUACACCCUCUCCAGCCUCACUGUCUCCUACACCCUCUCCAGCCUCACUGUCUCCUACACCCUCUCCAGCCUCACUGUCUCCUACACCCUCUACAGUCUCACUGUCUCCUACACCCUCUCCAUCCUCACUGUCUCCUACACCCUCUCCAGUCUCACUGUCUCCUACACCCUCUCCAUCCUCACUGACUCCUACACUCUCUCCAUCCUCACUUCUCACCGUCUCCUACACCCUCUCCAGUCUCACUGACUUCUACAUCCUCUCCAGCCUCACCGUCUCCUACACCCUGUCAUCCUCACUGUCUCCUACACCCUCUCCAGUCUCACCGUCUCCUACACCCUGCCUGGCCCCUCUCCCUGUGACGGGGUGUGGGGGUCUGGGUUCUGACAGUACCUCAGCAGGAGAGCACGGCCCUGAUGGAUGCCACAGAUGGGCCUUUCCCUCGGAGCUCCCAGGCCCGGCGCAGUGUGAGCUUGGCGGGGUCAGAAGCCAGGCCUCCCCAUGA
This is a messenger RNA of Oncorhynchus gorbuscha (pink salmon), 1425 nucleotides long. Its product is annotated as extensin-like. The transcript is spliced from 3 exons. Lineage: Eukaryota; Metazoa; Chordata; Actinopteri; Salmoniformes; Salmonidae. The record is from RefSeq and is a predicted model, not a curated record. The annotation marks the transcript as partial.